Arthroderma uncinatum is the source of this 2169-nucleotide messenger RNA. RefSeq lists its product as uncharacterized. The record is from RefSeq and is a predicted model, not a curated record. NCBI's taxonomy places the organism in Eukaryota, Fungi, Ascomycota, Eurotiomycetes, Onygenales, Arthrodermataceae. The coding region runs from base 1 to 2169 and encodes 722 amino acids. Gene Ontology annotation, biological process: regulation of DNA-templated transcription. Gene Ontology annotation, molecular function: DNA-binding transcription factor activity, RNA polymerase II-specific; zinc ion binding. The transcript has 10 exons.
AUGUUAUCCAACGACGCCAUGGAGGAUGAGAGGCGUCACUCCGGCCUUGAUAAACCAUCGAUCUCCAAAGUGGCUCGGAAGAAGUUCGCAAAGCCGCCGGUCAAAGUCGCCUGUCUCUCUUGUCGAGCAUCUAGAAUUCGAUGCGAUGGAAAGGAUCCAUGCUCCUGCUGCGCUCUCAAGGGCAAAGAAUGCUCCUAUCUGCCGAGCAAGCGAGGGGGCCCUCGGAAGAAGAGGGUUGACCCCCCUUCGUCUAUAGGCGAGAACAUGCAGAACAGGCUGUGGGCUACCGUCCAUCCGAUUCCCCGAAUAGACGAAGAAAUCUUCACCCAGGUGGACGACCUCGCCGUUCCUGGUGCCGGAUUAAGGCAUCUCGACUUCCCGGUCGACGUCCAGUCAAUGUUCGAGGGCCUCUUUGUACCUCCGAAUACGCAGCAGCAGCCCUCGGCCCACCCGCCAGCUAAUCAAGCCCAGGUUCCAGCUUCAGAGCCGCCGAGGGAAAAGUGUCUCAACCAUUUCUCUCCAGUGUUUACCACAUCUAACCAUGGAGAAUGCAGAUUAAACGCUUAUUAUAUUUAUAUUCACUACUACUUCCCAAUAUUCCCUCCGCCACAUACGCCAAUCACGGUUGACCGCCCCCUAAAUGCGCCAACCAAGGCCCCAGCUACAGCAUCUACAGACCCAUUGCUUCCUUACCGGCCCAAGUCCCCAGUUACUUUGGCCAUCUCAGCAAUAUUAGCCCUGAUACCUCAUCCGCGGGAUCCCAACUCGUUUGCGCCCGAAUCCGUACUCCUUCGAAGGUCUUAUGCCCACACUUUUGCCCGAGAAGCUGUUGCAAGCAUCGAAGCGGAAUCAGAUCUCCAUGAGUCCGGUACCAGUCCAUCGGAAGCCCUGGCGCAUAAUUCAACGAUUCCCGCUCGGUUGCCAGUUCAUCCGCUCACUCCAAUAGACCUGGAGGGUAUACUGGCGUUGCUUAUUUUAAGUAUAUACGAGUAUACUCAAAGGGGGAACUUGAUUAAAAUGCGACAUAGAGCUGGCCAGGCUUAUAUUAUGGCGAUGAACCUUUCGCUCCAUGCCAUUAGCCAUGACGAGAGCGCGUUUGCUGAGGCGAGGAGAAGGGCUUGGUGGAUGACUUUUUAUUGCGUUUGUCAAGGUGCAAUUGUAGGAACGAUGCCAGCAACAAUACUGACACAUGACCCUCGAUUUACUACACCAUAUCCACGAUUUGCAUCUGAUUCUAGGGCAUGGUCUAUUUUAAUUCAAGCACAGCAGGCGCUGGUCGCCGCCACGCAGUAUAUUAUUGAUCUUAAUCAAGCACUAAGGGCGAGAGCAAACCUGGCUAUCAUUUUCGAGAGGAUGGAAAAGCUCACUGCUUGGACUUCGUCUAUAUUGGCCCAAGCAGACGCACAACUUCAAGAACCCGCUACUUCACCUCAUGAUAUCGAAGGUGUCACGGCUCAAAGCAUUAGAUGCAUUUCCCGGAUUAAACUGUGCAGUGCACGAAUCAAAACACACCGAUUCCGAGCUUUUCUUGACAUACCGAUCUUCAUCAAGAAGCACUGCGAUCUAUCUUGCGCAAGCAUAGGCAGUCCGAGUAUGGAGAGCACGUCAAACAUCCCAGAAUACCAGGAUACGAUGAGACCAGUUCUCUGCUGUAGCAGUUCCUUCAACCAACUUCCAGGAGCCGCUCCACCCACCCAGCUCGAAAGCCCUAUAUCUUCCAGCUCGCCCAUAUCCGACUGUUCUGGAUCCCACUGGAUACCGGAAAACUCAUUUCCGUUCUCGAAUUAUACGUCAACCAGUAUAUGCUUAGACGCUGCUCUUACCAUUGCUCAAAUGUUCGACAGCUUACCUUAUCCGCGUCCAACUUACGACAAGGAAUACGCUUCUUUAGAGUAUACCGCCAUUGUUCCCCGAACAAUGCCGUCGUUCGCGUGCUGUGCAAUGCAAAGUAGUUAUGCAAUGCUCAUGCUUUAUUAUAAGUCCCGUGCAAUCAACCCAGAAAAUGUUGAAAGCCCACUGAGUGACCCAGACCAACUUAGUGAAGAACUACAGCAUGGGUUGGAAUGUGUCAUCGGUGCUGUACGGAAUUACUCAAUUGCAUUCGAGGCUCUAGAUGGAAUGAGAGAUGAAAUUGAGGUUGCCUUCCUCACUGCAUUUCCCCAAGAGUAA